Messenger RNA from Corvus hawaiiensis (hawaiian crow), 9074 nucleotides. RefSeq names its product transmembrane protein 170B (gene TMEM170B). Gene Ontology annotation, biological process: negative regulation of canonical Wnt signaling pathway. The transcript has 3 exons. Gene Ontology annotation, cellular component: plasma membrane. NCBI's taxonomy places the organism in Eukaryota, Metazoa, Chordata, Aves, Passeriformes, Corvidae. Bases 505 to 903 code for a protein of 132 amino acids. The record is from RefSeq and is a predicted model, not a curated record.
CCCUCCGCUCCCGCUCCCGCUGCCGCUGCCCCGCUCCCGCUCCCCUUCCCGCUGCUCCCUCCCCCUCCCCUCCGGCAGCGUCUGGCGCCGGGAGCGUCCCCGCUGCCGCUGCUGCUCCCGCAUGGAGCCGCCCGCCUGAGGGACGGCCCGCGGCCGCCCCGCCCUCGCCCAGGUGAUGCCGGUGACCGGGGUGACGAUGCCGCCGGCGAGGCGGUGGCGGCCGCUGCUGAUGGAGGAGGCGGAGGCGGCGGCGAUGAUGAUGGUGAUGGGCUCCGCUGCCCGGCCCUGCCCCUGAGCGUCGGGGAAGCGCCAGCGGCCGGCUCUCCUCCUCCCCCGAGACUGCCCGGCUCCCCCCGGCCGCCGCCUCCCCCACUCCGUCCUCGAUGUCUCCACCGCGGCGCGGAGCUCCCUUCGCCUCCUCCCCGCCCUCUCGCUCCUCGCCGCCGCCGUCUCCCUCCCGCCCCGCGGUCCGGCGGCCGCCGGACCCCGCCCGGCGGCGGCACCAUGAAGGUGGAAGCGGGGGACAACUCCAUGAUCAACCUGUCGGUGCAGCAAGUGCUGAGCCUGUGGGCUCACGGCACCGUCCUCCGCAGCCUCACGGAGAUGUGGUACUGGGUUUUCCUCUGGGCUCUCUUCUCCUCUCUCUUUGUCCAUGGUGCUGUGGGAGUAUUAAUGUUUGUGAUGCUGCAGAGGCAUAGGCAGGGGAGGCUGAUCUCUGUCAUUGUGGUCAGCAUUGGAUUUCUGGGUUCUGUAACUGGAGCAAUGAUAACCAGUGCUGCAGUAGCCGGAAUUUACAGAGUAGCAGGAAAGAAUAUGGCUCCCCUAGAAGCUCUUGUCUUUGGUGUUGGACAGACAGUACUGACAUUAAUUAUUUCGUUUUCAAGAAUUCUUGCAACGCUUUGAGACUUAUGUAGAAAGGGGGAGACAAAAAUCUUUAACCUGAAGAGAAGCUUCCUCAGAGUGGAUUCAUCCGCUUAUGGACUCGGAUUCUAGUGCGAGAGAAAGGAAGCGAUGUGGAAAGUGCACUGCAAAUCUCGAGGCUCAGUCAAAUGAACAGGCUGUCCUCUAGUGUUGGAACUGCAGAACUCCUGCACUGCGCCUUACGUGCCUCCGUCAUGGGCAAGGGGGGGAUCCCUGUGUGCCAAGUGGAGAUGGAGCACCUCGAGCAGCUGCCAGGCAGGUCCAUGCUUGGUGGUGGGAUCACUGUCCUGAACAUGUUGUCAUGAAACAGGGGGGCUGUCCUGAAAGUUGCUCUGUGUGCCAAACUUGGGGUUUAAUUCUGAGCAGGUGGCUGGGUAAGCUCUGGAAUGUAGAAGAAUUCUGUGAAUGUGCACAAUUCUCCUUGAAUUCAGGUGAAAUAGCAGAAUAACUGACUUUUGUGUAUUAGCAGAAUCUCUCUGAAUGCUGAAUAUUCUUGUUCAGUAUUCAAAACAACUGCUAGAUCUGUUUUAAAAUGUAGAUGAAUUUUGAUGGGGUUUAAGAACCACAGCUUUAACAACCCUAUAUAAUUAGCACUAUGUGAAGAAUGGCUCGUGGCAGUUUUCUUCUUUGGCACAUUUCUUUGUGAUUUUAGCACGUCAGAAAUCAGGAGUUUAAGGAGCCUGUAUGACGGUUACUAAGUACAAUCUGUUGUGUAUGCACAAACAAAUCUCAAAUCAAUGUUUUCCUCUAAAUUAUUUUGUCUUAAACAUGCAGAUGGUUACCAGCCCUUCUGCAAACCUCAGGAAGGGUACUCGUUGCAAAUAAACUCCCUAUAUUUAAUUAAGCACGGGUAGGACCCUUACCCCUACAUGUAUUCUGUAAGGAACAUGCAAAUAUAACAAACUCUCAGAGAACACACCUAUGGGGAAAAGGGAGAGGGGUAACAAUAUGAUGUGUUGGUUUUAUACUGAACAAAAAUACUAAGUUUAAUAAAAUAGUUACCAUACUCCAAAAAUUUGUAAGUGGGGCAGCACUAAUGUAUUUACUACCUUGUUUCUGAACACUUUGUAUCUUUGGAAAGGUUAAGAUACCUGGAACUUUCAAAGACUUAGCUUUCAGUAGUUUGUGCUUUUCUAGUUUAAAAGGGACAGAGUGGUGUUGUGCAUGUGAAGUGUCUUAAAUGUGAGUGUUUGAAGUAAAGAGAAAUUUUAAUUCUAAUGAACUAAUUAUUUAUGAAAUACAAAAUUUAAAGGGCAUAAAGUUUUGUGAAGAAUAAGGAAUCUUUUACAUCUUUUCUCAACUGAGUUCUUUUCAGCAGUUGUCUCUUAAUGCUUGACAGGGGGAGUAAAUCACUCAAAGGUUUUGCUGUUACAAUGUCAAAAAGACGUUCGGGACUGUUGCAAACACUGGCACCUACUGCACAGCUAAAAGAAUAUGUUUAAAAUAUAACUUGCAAUCCAGUCAUUGCUUAGUGCUUCAAAAUAUAAUGAAUUAACCUGUCUGCCUUUACCUUAUUCCGCAUACAUUUCCUUAAAGUACUAAGAAUGCUAGUAUUAUCUGUUUUCUUUAAAAGCAUCAAAGUCUUGUUUGGAAAAUGUACAAAGUUAUGGGCUUUGCAGGGAACAAGUUGAAAUACAGGUUUAUAAACAUUUUCAGUGUUAUUUUUACUUUUAAUUGCUUUAAAAAUGUGGCUGAAUACAUAUGCUCUCACUGGUUUUGAAUGUCUUCAAAAACUUUUUUUUUGUGGUUUGUUUUUGUGUCUUGUGUCUUUUACUUUCUGCUUAUACUUUUUGGCACACAACCAUUGCACUUUAGUUGACAAUGAAAUUAUGGUAUCUGUAAAAAGCAAUUGAAACUCCUCUCCAUUGUCUUAAAUUGUGAGAAAACUGGUUUCAGGUAUUUAAGUUAAAUUGAAUAAUAAAAUAAUUGAAGAUAUUUCUCCUAAUGUGCCUUCUUACAUAUGUGUUUAGGGGAGAGUAUUUAGAAAAAUUUGUCACAUCUUCAUUCUUGUUCUAUUUUGAUUGUUUCUAAUUAAUUUGGUUACUUGAUACAGUGUCUUGUUCAACAGACCUUAAAACUUUUAUUUGAUAACCUGGAAAUGCUUGUCUGGGUCAAAACCAACCAUAUAAUGAAGCACUGUAUUCAGUAAUUUAGGUUGUCUCAUGCCUUUAACUCACAUCGAAACUUAUUCACAGGUUCCAAAUUUCCUUGAACAUCUCAAUUCUUAUUUUUAAUAGGAGGCUAUUAUGCUGCCACUGGUCAAUGGCUUGCUGUCUUUCACUAAGUUAAACUACAGCAGACUGCUGCUAACUGAUGAGAUACAUAUGCUUGUAUUGAUGAACUUCAUUCUUCAUUUUAAUUACUGUGCCAAUGAAAUUGUUGCCAUUGUAACUUUCCCCCUUGGACAAGGAGGCAUCUUUGCAGGUUUUAAGGUACCUUUCUCCAAAUAAUUUUUAUUGCAUAGGUUGCUUGUAUUCCUUUUUAAAACGUUGUCAUGUGCUUAGUUGUCUCUGCAUUAUAUGGCAUUAUUGCCUGGCAGCAAGGGACAGGCAGAUAAUAUAAUGCUUAAGUGACUUGACAAGGCUUUAUUUGACAGAAGUUUGUUUUCAGCUGUUUCUUGUGAGGAAUUUAUGAUGAUAAAAAGCUUGUCUGUGAAGUAUUCUUUGAUCACAGAAUGAACAUACUGCCUAGUAACUCCAGCAGUGAGAGAAAGCGUAAGUGGCCUUAUGUCUGCGAAACUUGGAACUUUCAUUCCACAUCCCUAGAAACAGCAUUGUUAAGCAUAAGGUGCUUUAGUCAGUGUGUGUAUAUAAAUGUGUGUGUAUAUAUAUCUAUUUAUAUAUAUAUAGGUAUAUAUAUAUAUAUAUAUAUAUAUGAAAGAGUGGUGGCUUUGUGGAGUGUUUUAUACCUGACACACGCUAAUAACUGGGAUAGCUUUUCUAAGAAAAAAUAAAACUGCUUUAGAUAGCCUUCCCCUCCUCCUGCCCCCUCAGUUAGGCUACAAAGAUAUCUUGUGUGUGAAUGGCACUGAUGGUACCCUGGUUCCCCUUGGACAAUACAGUGUUGUCCUGUUUACAGGAUGUCUUAGCACUAUCUUCGAUCAGCUCUGCCUGUCUCUGCAUUGUAUCACUGGGCACAUUCUGCAUUGUACACAACAAAUAACGUGUCGACACAGUUUAAUAUUUGGGAGAAGGGGGAGUACUGAAUGUAGUAUUUAAUGUGGAAAAGCUACUGCUUUUUUAGAAGCUGCUGCUCUCAAAGGUUUAAACAUUCCACACACUUUCAAUUUAUCAGUAUGAUCAUAGACUCAUAGAAUACCAGGUUGGAGGGGACCUCAAGGAUGACCUGGUCCAACAUUUCCUGUCAAUAGCAUGGUCCAGACAAGGUAGCCCAGCACCCUGACCAACCAAGUUUUUAAAGUGGCUGGGGAAUCCAACACUUCCCUGGGGAGAUUGUUCCAAUGGCAUUAUUCCAGUGUCCAACUAGAAUAUCACAAAGUAAUUUGCACACAUGAGCCCUCAUCUUUUCCAUGUGACUCCUUGUAAAAAGGGAGUCUCUUCUUUGUAGGUACUCAAUAAAAAUUGGAAUAUGGUGAUAAAAUCUCCUGUAAGCCUUCUUUUCUCAAGGCUGAACCAACCCAGUUCUCUGCCUUUCCUCAUAUGUCAGGCUUCCCAGGCCUUUGAUUAUCCCUCUGGCCCUUCUCUGGACCCUCUCCAGCCUGUCCAUGGUUUUGUGGGUUUUUUUGCAUAGCAGGGACCAAAGCUGAACACAGAGAACCCAGGUGUGGCUUGACAAGUGCUGAGUGAGAUAAUGAUGAUUUUAUCUCUGCUGGUGAUGCUCUCUGCUAGUGAUGAAGUCCGUUAUUUAUUUCAAUUAUCUCAUUGGCUUUCUUUGCCAUAACAGCACACUGCUCACUCACAUCAAGCUGCUUGUUCACCAGGACCCCCAGAUCCCUUUCCACAGAGCUGCUCCUCGGACAGGUCCAUCCCAGCCUGUGCUGCACUCCUGGAUUAUGUUUCGCCAAGUGCAAGAUCUUACCCUUGUCCAUGUUGAACUUCUUAAGGCUUUCUGUAUACCCUAUCAAUGUCCUUUUAGUUCUCAAUAUGUAUUUUUCUGCUUUUCCAUCUCUGGUACACUUCUCUUCUGGCUUUGAGCAGACUCAGAGGUUCACAGUUAAGCCAAGGAGGUGUCUUUCUCUGCCUCUUUCCUGACCUUAAAGGUGAUAAACUGUUUCAGUGUUUCCAGGAGACUUGGUGAAAAACUCCCAGCACCUACUAGCUUCUUUAUCCUCCAUGGCAUCCCUUCCAAAUGGGCUCUGAGCAUAAUGAAGUUUGCUCUUCUAAAUCUAAAAUGUUUAUUUUAACACUGACCUUCAGCGUGCUCAGCAGGAUCCCACUGCUGUGAUCAUGGCAGCCAAGGCUAUCACUGAUUGGGAUUUUACAAAGCUGGCUUCCUUGGCUUGUGAGUAGUAAGUCCAGCACUGCCUCAUUCUUGAUUGGCGCAUCUAACAUCUGUAUUCCAAAUAUGUCCUUCACGUGUUCCAGGAACUUGAUGGAUAACACGUGGCCUGCUGUAUUGUUCUUCCAACAAGUGUCUAGGUAGCCAAAAUCGCCCAUAGAAUGAGGUUCUGUUGACCCAAAGCUUUCUUAAGUGACCCAAGUAUUGUUUAAUUGGUGUUACUUCCUUGGUUUGAAGGUCAGUAGCAGAUGCCUACUUGGAGAUUCCCCUUGGAGAUGACCCCUUUGGCCUUGACUCAGGCCUUCCAUAGAGCUUCUGCAAUCUCUUGGUGAUCAUCAGUACACAUACACUGGAGGUGGUUGGUCUUCUAGCUCUCAUCUUGGGAAGCAGCUAAGGAACGUUUGUCACUGCUCAGGUUGGCCUGACAUUCCCCAGAUGAAAAAAUAUUGUUUUAAUUCAAAACCCAGAGCUAUAUUUCAGGAAAAAAACUUCCAAAUAAUUAUUUUCUUUAAUUUUCUGGGUAAUUUUGAGUUUAUGAAACUAAGCUGUGUGCUGUGGCUAGCCAUGAUUUGCUGGUGACAUUUUUUUGAAGAAACCAAUGAUUUAACCAGUUUUGAACACCCAACAUGGUUCUGGUUUUGCCUAAAGUAGCUUUCUGUUUUUGAAGUACACUGUUUUGAUUUUGAGAAAGGGAAUAGUGUUUCCCUCUCAACAUAUUGUAUAUUGAUAUUUAUUUUGCUUACAAUUUGUAUUUGAAUUCUGUUGUGGGGGGCACAUAUAUAAUGCCAUUUGAGCAGAAAUGAAUGGAGUCUAAGUUCUAAGAACUUUAAGAAGUGAUGUAAUUGUUGUUUUCUGUUUUAAUGUAUGUAUUUCAUGCACCAGGCAUAUUCUAAUAAUGCCUUGCCUGCAUUAAAUCUAAGUAUUUAUAUAAUAAGCAUAUUAAACCCCUUGUUUUUGUGCACAGCCAUCCAACAUCACACAUGUAUAAUUCCAGAUAAAUAGACACAAUAAUAUUGCUUGGUGUAGUGCAUUGUGGAUUAAUCAGUUAGCCCCCUCCCUCCCCCCGCCCCCCAAUAAGUAUGUGACUCUAGUAAGACCUAGAAAUGCAAUUGUGAACAUGAGAAUUCUUUUCAGUCGCUCUUCUGUUUCUGUAAAUAGGUGUUUUCAUCACGUGUACUUCAGUUAAGGGGAAAAAUGUGGAGAUUAGGUCACAGUUGUCAUCCUAACAACCAAUCUAAUUCCUAGCAAUUUGAGAGAAAAUGAAAUUCUAAAUACUUUCAUAAAUUAUGAUGGAUUAUUACAUACAUAAAAAUGCUAAAGCGUAAGUUUUUUUCAGAGUUACCAGAAUUUAACAUACAAUUGCAUCAGCAUAUUGAUAGGAUACCUUUUGAACUAUUACUUCUUUUUAGUCUCUAGAUUGGGAGCAGCCCAAGGUGGAAAGACUAUUUAAAUCCUCAGCUGCUGCUUCAGAAGGAAUAAAUGUUAUUUGAGUACAAAUGAAUUUAACAGAGCUGAACAUUUGUAUUGGGCUAAAGGUCAAAUAUUUGGUCACAUGUUGGUCACCACCAUCAAAACCUUUAAGGUCAGUGGGAAAAGUAUUCUGUACUGUUACAGCAGCAAAAUCUUCAUCUGGGUUGCAUUAAUUUGCAUAUGUAACUGCACAUAAUUUUGGGUAAAUGAAGUUAUCAUAGAAAGUAGAAUUCAACCUGACUACAUACUUUUGAUAUCCUAAAACUGUGACAGGUUAUGUCUUGACAGCAUGCUGUUUCUGCUGUUUCCCACAGUUGUGCCUGAAGUUACACAUGAAAUUCAGUUUGUGCAUUAAUUCUAAAUGUAAUCACAAGGACAUCUCAAAGCCUGCAAAGAUGUGUUACUGCUUAGGGUAUUCUCCCAGUGUAGCAGGUAUAAAAACAAUUAUGCUCUAAAACAACGAUCUAAAGAAGUAUUUUCUUUCAGGAACAGACUUUUUUUCACUUCUAAUUGUUCAUCUUGUAGUUACUGAAGACUUUAGGAAGUUACUGCAUGAAUCCUACCAGGAUUUGACAGUUGUUGAAGGGAAUGGAUAGUACAUCCUUUUGUGCUCCUUCUGUGGACUGGAAAACACCAACUGUAAGGCAAAUACUGAAGAGUCAUUUUCAAUAAAAUAAACAAUACUUGUUUAAUACAAAUGGUAUUCCUUUUGAUUUGAGACCUAAAUUUCGAGGUUUACUUGAGAUAUUUAGUAUCAACACUGUAAAAUCCAUUCUGGAUUAUCCAUCAAUAUAAGGUGUAUGGGAGCUAAAAAUCUAAAACUUUUAGAAUUAUUUGGCUAGAGGCUUUACUUGUUUGAAAUGUGCCUAGAUUUUAUACAGAGAAUGAAGUUCUGAAGGUCCUUAAUAUUUUGGGUGUUUUAGAGGAUAAUCAAGUAUCUAUGUAAGUAAACUUUUGACUGUGACAAUGUAUGGAAUAGCACACAAUUCUUCAGAAGUGCUUACAGAAACCACUAAGAAUGAAUACCUGUUUUACAGUUAGAGAAAGGCUACAGUAUUUAACAUCUGUAUUGAUAACUUCAACACUUGUACUAUAAGCUUUACAAAUAUAAGUAUUCUAACCAUUUGGAUUUAGCUGAGCAAAUAAGAGGAGAGGAAAAUGGGAAUUUGAAAAUCUUUAGAAAUAACAAAGGUAAAAAUACUCAUCAGUCCACUGACAAACUUGUGUUCCUUCAGUACAGCUUUUCAUCAAGCAUGACUUAAACUAUAGAACAUUGUUGGUAUCUCACCAUAAACUGUCUUGUUGAUAGAAUGCAUUCUUCAAACUUGUAUUAGAAAUAGAUGUUCAUAUGUUCACUUUAUGAAGUUACGUAAGCUAAGUUGUUGUGACCUAGGCAUUGUUAUGAAGCUCAAAGAUAGCAACAACAGUGAUGGAGAAGAGUGAUUUAACAUUUGGUUGAUUUAUGCUUUAUACAGGACUAUAUCAUAGUGUGCAAAAGGUACUUGUUUUGAGUUGUGGAUGUACUGCAUGCUCAUGUAAUAGUUUAGCUCCAGUUAAAAAAGGGGUGGCAUUUAAGCUGUAAAUACUGUAUACUACUAUAUUUCAUUUUUUAAACAACUUUUUUAUUUCCCUGUUUGUGUACAGUUCUCUAUGUACAUGUAAAAAAACCUUAAAACAAACAAACCACAACAUUUUGAGAUACUUUUGUAGUUAUCUUUUGCAUUUUAAUUGUGUUAACAAUCAAAAUAUGUGCAUUCAGCUGUCUCUUCAGUUUGAAGUUUUCAUUGCAUGUUUUCAGGUUCUUUGUAAAACAGCAAUAACAGUUGCACAAUUAUUUAAAGUAAAACAUUCUUCUGCACAGUUUCCACUUCCAUUCUUUAGAAUGCAGACACAGUGGAGCACUUGUCCAGUUCUAAGAUUUAAAGAAUCUAAGUAGUUAUUUAUUUCUCUUUUCUUUUUAGUGGUAGGAAAUGUCUCAUAGUAGCUUGUAAACAGAAUUUGCAAGUUAAACAUGAUUUCUCGUGCUCAUUAUUUGACUAAAAUUUUCUGUUAGAAUAUUUUCAUAAACUUUCUGUAGCUUAUUGCAUGUUCUUCUAAGUAAUGACAAAGCUAUGUGUCAACCUCUGUAUGAAGUACCCUGAUAACACAAGUUUUGCAUUUUGUGAAUCUGGUUGAAAUAUACAGAUGUACACAUAAAAUAAAGCUGAAAUUAGUAAUUAAAUGUA